Messenger RNA from Magnusiomyces paraingens, 1299 nucleotides. RefSeq lists its product as uncharacterized. Bases 1 to 1299 code for a protein of 432 amino acids. The record is from RefSeq and is a predicted model, not a curated record. Lineage: Eukaryota; Fungi; Ascomycota; Dipodascomycetes; Dipodascales; Dipodascaceae. The transcript is spliced from 2 exons.
AUGAUGGACCAAAAUUCGCCUCUCCAGGCCCUUGUAGGCUCCUCAUAUCCAGUCAAAGUCAACUCCAACUUCGCCUCCAAAGACCAAAAAUCAGACUCUUAUAUCUCUCUAAGGUAUAACCUUCGAUCGGAUCUCUUGGAUGAUUCCCAUGCUUUGAAAAUGACCCGCUCAUCUUCCGCAUCCUACAUUGUCGAAGAUAUCUCCCCACCAUCUACUUCAUCUUCAUCCUCUUCAUCCUCUUCAUCCUCUUCAUCAUCCAAGUCAAACAAUAAUAAAAAACAACCAAAUAGAGCAUUCAAAGCUCAACCUGCUCACGUACAUGAACAAGAAUGUGUCCUAUUAUUUGACCCAGCAACUCAAUCCUUCACUGUCCACCAGCUAUCUGCAGUCUUGCGGUUAUCAGUCUCGCGAGAUUCUAAGGAAACUCUACCAGAAGAACCUACACCCGUUGUUGUUCCACAACAAAUUAUUCUGGAUCAACCCCCAGUAGAAACUACUCCUCUCACAACAGAAUCCAAAAAAAAGCCACGAGAAACUACAAAAAAGAAAAAAACUCCUGCUACAAAGGACAAAAAAUCAAAAUCAAAGUCAAAAUCGAAAUCAAAAUCAACGGAAACAAACGAACAACAAUUACAAAAAUCAGAACCCGGCCUGCCACAUCUCGUGCUUCCAGAUACCCAGCCUACAACAGUUACUCCUACAGCCCCCCGUUUACCAUCUCCCUCUUCUCUUUCUUCAACUUCUCCUAAUUUAAAUACCCCUAAACCCACUACCAAUACACUUCCACCAUCUGCCCAGGUAAUCCAUAUUCCAGAUGACGAUGACGAGAGUGACAUUGAGGGACUUGACGAGCUCGCAAACGCUCUAGAAGAUUCACUGGAAGAAGACUCAGAUACUGAGCCUCGUCUUGCACCUUCUGCAGAAUCUGUUCUUGCACCUGCACCUGCACCUGCACCUGUUUCUGUUUCUGUUUCUUCUUCUUCUUCUUCAUCUGCACCACCUCUCGCUCCAACUUCAAGUAUGGACCAUGGGUCUGACGAUGAUGACGAUGAUGACGAUACAUUGGGACGCCAGAGUGUCCAAUUAGGAAGAAUAAACGAUGAUGACGACGAGGAAAUGCCUUCGGCUGUUACCAUUGUUGAAACAGCAAGCACACCACCCGUGGCUCCAGCACGCCAUGCACUUGACGGAGUACAACGCGCAUACUCCUCUGGCCCAAUCUCACUCAAGGGCUUUUUGUCAUCGAACCGUGCGCGGAUACAAGAAGAAGAGCUGUUGUCGAGUUCGGAUGAAGAGUAG